Messenger RNA from Cyanistes caeruleus (blue tit), 2861 nucleotides. It is a transcript of the gene CSRNP1, whose product is annotated as cysteine and serine rich nuclear protein 1. Gene Ontology annotation, biological process: regulation of transcription by RNA polymerase II. Gene Ontology annotation, molecular function: DNA-binding transcription factor activity, RNA polymerase II-specific; sequence-specific DNA binding. Gene Ontology annotation, cellular component: nucleus. The record is from RefSeq and is a predicted model, not a curated record. NCBI's taxonomy places the organism in Eukaryota, Metazoa, Chordata, Aves, Passeriformes, Paridae.
GAUUUCCCUGGCUUCAUGUUGAUUUAUUCCUUUGUUUUCCAGUUAUAUGACAAAAACGGCGUCACCAUGAGCGGAGUAUUGAAAAGGAAGUAUGAAGAGCUGGGGGAUGACAGCACCUACUGCUCCUCCUCCUCCUGCUCCCCCCUCUCCUCCUCAGCAUCCUCAGGCUGGGACACUGAUGAGGAGAAUUCCCGUGGAGAGCCCAAGCCCAGCUCUGCCUUAAUGUCCAGCUUCACCCCCACGUCGAUCCUGAAGAAAUCCAAGCGGCUAAAGAAGAACAAUGUGGAGUUUGACCGGGUCACUGUGUUUUACUUCCCACGCUGCCAGGGCUUCACGAGCGUGCCUAGCCGUGGGGGCUGUACCCUGGGGAUGGUGAGCAAACACAGCUCCUCCCGGCAGUUCACGCUGGCAGAGUUUUCAAAGGAGCAGGAAAACGUCCGUCGGGGCAAACUCGAAGAGAAAUUAAAAGAGGAGAAGUUGGAAGCGUUGAAAUGGAAACUAACCAUGAACGGCACGAAGGAGUCCGAAGAGGCCAACCAGCUCACCAUCGACGACAUCUCCGACGACGACAUCGACGUCAGCAGCGUGGACCUGGAGGACGGCUUCUUCCUGCAGCCCUACCCCGCCAAGAAGAGGCGCGCGCUGCUGAAGGCCGUGGGGGUGAAGAAGAUCGACAAGGAGGAGAAGAGGGAGCUGCACAACAUCCGCCUGUCCCGGGAGGACUGCGGCUGCGACUGCCGCGAGGUCUGCGACCCCGAGACCUGCAGCUGCAGCUUGGCAGGCAUUAAAUGCCAGAUGGAUCACACCUCCUUCCCCUGCGGCUGCACCAAGGACGGCUGUGGCAACACCGAGGGCAGGAUCGAGUUCAACCAGGCCCGAGUGCAGACACAUUUCAUCCACACCAUCAUGAAGCUGGAGCUGGAGAAGCAGCAGCAGAGCAGCGAGAAGGUGGCGGAGGCUGAGCCCCCUUUCCGGGAGCGGCUCCCACCGCUGGGAUGCGCGGCGGGGAAGGGCUCCUUGGAGGAGCGUGCGGUGCCGCUGGCACCUGCCUUCCAGUUCAGCCCUGACCUGGAGGCCCUGGGGGAGAACAGCUGCAGCAGUGACAUGACAGACUCCUCCAUCUCCUCCCACCCCAGCGAGGACCUGGAGGAGCCCUACGAGAGCCUCCCCUCUGACAAAUCCCAGUCGGACGUGGACGACGAUGGCUUGGCGCGCAUCCUCCACUUCAAUGACUCGGACGCCGAGGAGGAGAGCGGGCGUGGCCAGGAUGACCUCGGCUGCUUCCACCCCACCGACUUCUUCAUCGAGGACCACGGCAGCGAGGCCAAGCCUGUCCCUGGCCACUUGCCCCACCUUUCGGAGUGCCUGGAUGAGAAUGCCAACCAGGACAGCGGGGGUUUGCUGGAGGAUGCAGCCCAUGUGAGGUGCGAUGGGCUGUCCUGCUGCGCCUCAUCCUCCACUGAGCCCUGCUCCAAGAGCUACGCUGACCUCAGCCUUUCCUCCGAUUCCUUGGAUUUCUUCCAGUCCUUCUCGGACUAUAACUUGGGACCCCUUUACAACUCCUUAAAGGAGUAUGAGAACCUGGAUAACUUCUCAGCGUUACAGUUUCAGUUGCCUAAUUUCCCUGGCUUCCCGCAAGCUGGAGAUCAGGGCUCCUGUUUCUUGGAGUCCCUCAUUGGUUUGUCUGAAUCUGUCCCCGAAGCCCCAGCCCCUUUCACAGACAAUCAGCUUUUGGAGGAUGCCAUCAAAUCAUCGCUGAUGGAGACAGUGAAAGUGUGAAACACCCAUGUGGCUCGGGCAAGGACUGAUGCCGAAAGGAAAACAGAGGAACAGUUGGACAGGCAAACUUUCACUGAAAGGAUGGUGUACUACUCAAAUAUAAGGAGGAAAAAAACAGCAACAGCAGAAGACUCUCUAAAAAAAUUAUUUUUGGUCUUUAUAGAACGUGGACAUUUUGACAUACUGCAGCUACAAUCAGUUCUCUCGCUGUUUGUGCAAAAAUUUCUAAACUUUCAUGACGGGGUGGGGAAGGGUGGGGAGGGAGAAAGACUUCCACAUGAGAAUUUCCUUGUGUUUUGUAUGAAAAGACCUGUUGAGAAAAAUACUCCUCGCUAAUGUUGCCAGUCGUCCAUACAGCCCCUUCUAGAAAUGUUUCAGUGUUGCAGGAACUUUUUAAGGCAACUUUUUGAAGCUGUAUUUAUUGUGAAAAUUUGUGGUUUGCGUAAGAGUCGGCCCAACACACUCUUACGUUUAAACCUGACAAGGUUUACAGAAGAGAUCCAUACACUAUAUACAUAAUCAUUCUUCAUCUAUUUAUUGCAAAUUCCAGAAUUUAACUAGCCACUGAAGCUUGAACUAGCAUGAAACCUUAUUUAAAUUGGUAAUACCUCAGAUGUAUUAUGUGUACAAUCAUAUUUUUUUGCAUAAUAUAUCUGUAUUUAUUUAUUUUCUACCUGUAGUACGUGAAUAGCACUGUGGUUUGUCGAUGACCUGGAAGGGCAAUAAGGUCUUCAAGAGGAAGAUGACCCUGGUUUCUCUGAGUCUGAAUGAUGUUGGCUGUUUGGUCUUCACUUCACAUUUCUAAAAACACUGAACAGAAGUGGCGUGGGAGGGGAGGGACGGGUUCUUGCACCAUCCCUUGGUUUCUCCCAGCCUCGUUGUGGACAUGAGAAUGGUGUCUGGUCUCCAUAAUAUCACUGUGGAGAGCAAAGCAAGCAAAACCUUCAACUAUUUAAGAAGUAACAUUAAUACUAGCUCUAAACAAAACCCAACCCCUUUUUGUAAAUUAUUUUAUAAUUUAUUUAAUUGCCUGAGGAUUUGGCCAUGAGAUCUUUCCCCAUCAGUUAUGGUGCCUGAAUAUA